Messenger RNA from Juglans regia (Persian walnut), 1647 nucleotides. RefSeq lists its product as uncharacterized. Bases 470 to 1510 code for a protein of 346 amino acids. The record is from RefSeq and is a predicted model, not a curated record. The transcript has 3 exons. Lineage: Eukaryota; Viridiplantae; Streptophyta; Magnoliopsida; Fagales; Juglandaceae. Gene Ontology annotation, cellular component: cytoplasm.
GUUUUUAUCUGAAAUUCAGGAUCUUUCUUUCUAGUACCCUUCAAUCAGCGUCAUCUCCCAAGAACAUGUUGUAUAUACUCUCUAGGAAUCAACAUUUUGUUUUGUCAACAAGAUCCUCUGGAUGUCUGUCUUCUAAUCCUAAACCAACAUCCCAGAUUUCCCAGAGUUUUUAGGUGAGUUCUCUUUCUUGCUUGGCUUCGCAGUUUGUACAGAUCAUUCAUGAAUCCAAUUGUUUCUCCUCUCGUAAUUCAUUCCUCAACAUGAUUGAUUUCUCUUUCCCCCAAGAUGCGAAAUUUAUGAAAUAGAUAUUGAUUUAUGAUUUCUCUCGUGAUAGUAAUGGUACUUAUUUAUUACCUCUGAAUUCUGAAUCAAAAAACCCAUGAUCCCAUUGCUUAAUUUGCUUAGAUUACGUUCUGGGUAUGCUUAAUUGCACUUCGUCUCGAAGCCCAUUAGCUGGAUUUGUAUUACUAUGAACAAAUAUUCAUUUGGGUCUUCUGGGAGUCCCAAGUCCUUCCAGGCAUACCCAAGGGCUGUUGAAUUUGAUUUAGAAUCAGGAACCACUAGACGUGCCCGAAAGCCUAAGAAUUCUCCAUUUCAUCCCACCAAGAUGAUUAAUUCAUUGCGAACCCGCCUUCAAUAUUACUAUAAGAUGCACCCACUUCUAGUAUUCAUCAUCUUCUUGUCCCUUGGGGUCACAAUUCUCAUCGUUUUGUCUCUGUAUGAGAGCCACUACCGAAUGAUGGGUAGUUAUCAAAAGCUUGAUGUGAGCUCGGGUGAUUAUCCGUUCCCAAAGCUUCGUAAUCUUGUAAUGGUUGCCGGGCAUUCUGUAUAUACGAGUAGUAGCUGUGGGCAAGCUGAUAAGGAGGAUUCGUGGUUUUUGGAGUCAUAUCAGAAGAAUCCAGGCCAAGCUGCUACCUUUAUAAGACAUAUACAAGAGGGAGUUGAAAUUGCAGCCAAAGAUGAUGCGGCUUUGCUUUUGUUUAGUGGUGGAGAGACACGGAAAGAUGCUGGUCCCCGUAGCGAGGCUCAAAGUUAUUGGAGCGUCGCUGAAUUCAGAGGAUGGUUCGGCAUGGAAGAAAAUGUGAGAUGGAGGGCACUCACAGAAGAGCAUGCAAGGGACAGCUUUGAGAAUCUUCUCUUUAGCGUGUGUCGUUUCCGAGAGCUUACUGGCAUGUAUCCAUAUAACAUAACUGUUGUAAGUUAUGAUUUUAAGGAAGAGAGAUUUGCACAUCUGCAUCGGUCUGCAAUUGGAUUUCCAGAGCCAAGGUUUUUCUACAUAGGCACCCCAGCUUCACAGACUUCAAAAGAAGCCGCUUUGAAAGGUGAGGCAUUGGUGCGGGCCCAAUUCCAAGGAGAUCCCUAUGGGUGCCAAGGAUCACUCUAUCGGAAAAAACUCGGGCGGGAUCCUUUUCACCGAUCGAUUCCUUAUCCAAAUGGGUGCCCUGAGAUUGAAGGUCUGUUCAGAUACUGCGGAGCAGCUCCUUAUCCGGGCUCCCUUCCUUGGUCCUAGUGAAACUAGUUAAGAGUAUUUCUUUUCUUUUCACUCUUAUGCAUGGAAUUUUAGAUAAAUCCACCUAUACAGCCAGAAAGAGAUGUGAAUCAAAUCCUAAAGAUAUAACUAGCCCUUGCAGCUCGAGUUUCAUCGUA